Benincasa hispida (wax gourd) is the source of this 3768-nucleotide messenger RNA. Its product is annotated as leucine-rich repeat receptor-like protein kinase PEPR1. NCBI's taxonomy places the organism in Eukaryota, Viridiplantae, Streptophyta, Magnoliopsida, Cucurbitales, Cucurbitaceae. The record is from RefSeq and is a predicted model, not a curated record. Gene Ontology annotation, molecular function: ATP binding; protein binding; protein kinase activity. Gene Ontology annotation, biological process: protein phosphorylation.
ACUUGUACAAAUACGAUUUCAACUUGAAAUGGUUGCGUGUCCCAUCCGAUUCUUGAGCUGCCACCACCGCCACCCACUUUCCAAUAGCAUUCAAACUGUUUCAUUUUCAGUUCCAACUUUCAAUUACCCAAAUCAAACUCAAACCAAUCCCUAAUUUCUUUCUUUCUUUGUAUCCUCCAUCACAAACUGCUGGAUUUGUAACUUCUUUGUGCUGCAAUUCAUGUGGGUUUGGUUGUUAUGCAUCUUCUUUCCCGCCUUUUCUUCCUACUUGUAUGCUUCUCUUUCCCUAUCUAUACAGUUUCUGGUUUAAACUCAGAUGGGUUGGCUUUAUUAUCACUUAAAACGCGAUGGACUUCCAAAUCUUCUCUCCUCCAUCAUUGGAAUCCCUCUGAUUCCACUCCCUGUUCAUGGCCUGGGAUUCUGUGUGAUGAAACCCUUCGUGUCAUCACCUUCAAUCUCUCUAACCGUGGCAUUUCGGGUCAGCUUGGACCCGAAAUUGCUCGUUUGAUCCACUUGCGUACCAUUGAUUUGACUACCAACGCUUUCUCUGGUGAAAUUCCUUAUGGGAUAGCUAACUGUAGCCAUUUGGAGUACUUGGAUCUCUCCUCGAACCAAUUUGGUGGAGAAAUUCCUCAAUCCUGAACUCACCUUCGAAACUUGACGUUUGUGAACUUCCAUGCCAAUGUUCUAACGGGUCAUAUACCGGACUCGUUAUUUCAAAAUCUGAAUUUGCAUCAACUGUAUCUUAGUGAAAACAAUCUCAAUAGUUCUAUUCCUUCAAAUGUGGGGAAUUUGAGGCAGGUAUUGCAUUUGUAUCUGUAUGGAAAUCAGUUGUCUGGUACCAUACCUUCUUCCAUUGGGAAUUGUAGUCAAUUGGUGCAUCUUUAUUUGGAUCACAACCAAUUAGUGGGAAUAUUGCCCAAUAGUCUUAACAAUCUUGAUAAUCUUGUUAAUCUGGGUGUAAGCCACAACAAUCUUGAGGGUCCAAUUCCUUUGGGUUCAGGCAAUUGCAAGAGUCUAGAAUAUAUAGAUUUGUCUUUCAAUGGUUAUACAGGAAGUAUACCAGCUGGGCUAGGCAAGUGUAGUCGCCUAACGACCUUAAUCAUUGUCAAUUCAAGUCUAACAGGUCAUAUUCCUUCCUCCUUUGGCCGCCUAAGUAACCUUUCGCUUCUGGAUCUCUCUAGAAAUCAACUGUCUGGUAAUAUACCUCCUGAACUUGGGGCUUGCAAAUCCUUGAGAGAACUGAAUUUGUAUGUCAACCAACUUGAGGGACAUAUCCCUAGUGAAUUAGGUUUGCUAAGUGGUUUAGAGACCCUUCAAUUGUUUUCGAACCGAUUGACUGGUGAGAUUCCAAUUAGCAUCUGGAAGAUUGCAAGUCUCCAACAUAUUCUUGUGUACGAAAACAACCUUUCUGGUGAACUACCCUUGAUAAUCACUGAACUCAAGCACCUCAAAAAUAUUUCUUUGUUCGAAAACCAUUUUUCUGGUGUCAUACCUCAAAGUUUGGGACUCAGCAGUAGCUUAGUGCAAGUGGAGUUCACCAAUAACCAGUUCACCGGUCAACUUCCACCUAAUUUAUGCUCUGGAAAGACAUUAAGGAUGUUAAACUUAGGUUUCAAUCAAUUUCAAGGAAAUGUACCUUCCGAUAUAGGAACUUGUUUGACUCUUCAGAGAUUGAUUUUGAAAAGGAAUAAUCUAACAGGGGUUCUGCCGGAAUUUAUGAGAAAUCACAGUCUUCGAUUCAUGGAUGCCAGUGAAAAUGACCUGCAUGGAAAAAUUCCCUCAAGUUUGGGAAAUUGCAUCAAUCUCACCUCAAUUAAUUUGUCAAGGAACAAGCUUACAGGUCUUAUGCCGAAUGAGUUGGGAAAUCUCGUGAAUAUUCAGAGUUUGAGCUUGUCUCACAACUUCUUGGAAGGACCUUUGCCAUCAUCCCUCUCAAAUUGUAUCGAGUUGAAUAAUUUUGAUGUAGGAUUCAAUUUACUGAAUGGUUCUGCAUCUCGUACUUUGGCCGGCUGGAAAGUUAUAUCCACAUUGAUAUUAAAAGAGAAUCAAUUUACAGGAGGCAUUCCGAAAGUAUUAUCAGAACUUGAAAGCCUUUCAGUGCUAGAUCUUGGUGGCAAUUUGUUUGGAGGAGAAAUCCCUUCAUCUAUUGGAGGUUGGAAGAAUAUGUUCUAUUCCCUGAAUCUCAGUGACAAUGGGUUAACUGGCCAAAUACCUUCUGAGCUGAAGAAUCUGGUCAUGGUAGAGAGGUUAGAUUUGUCUCACAAUAAUUUGACUGGAAGUAUAAGAGUUCUUGGUGAACUAAGUUCAUUGUUAGUCGAGUUUAACAUUUCAGAUAAUUUCUUCACGGGUCCUGUGCCACAGUCAUUAAUGAAGUUUCUGAAUUCUCGUCCCUCAUCGUUCUUAGGUAAUCCUGGGCUUUGCAUGAGCUGUGAUGAACUAGAUGCCUUAAGUUGCAAUGUAAGUAGCAUUAUCAAACUUUGUGCUAGCCAUUCGAGCUCUCGUGGUAGCUCUCGUCUUAACAAUAUUCAAAUUGCAAUGGUAGCUCUUGGAUCUUCACUCUUUAUUGUCUUUUUGCUUCUUGGGUUGGUUUAUAAAUUUGUUUACAUCAGAAGAAACAAGGAAAAAACUGACACCUCUGCCCAAGUAGGAACAACUUCUUUGCUUGUCCACCAGGUAAUAGAGGCCACUGAUAAUUUAGAUGAGCGUUUCAUCAUUGGGAGAGGAGCACAUGGAGUUGUUUACAAGGCUUCCCUGGAUUCGGUGAGAGCUUUUGCCGUAAAGAAGCUUACAUUUGGAGGAUGUAAAGGGGGAAGCCAGAGUAUGAUUAGAGAAAUUCAAACCGUUGGUAACAUCAAACACCGAAACCUGAUCGCUUUGGAAGAUUUUUGGUUGGGAAAAGACUAUGGUCUACUACUUUACAGAUACCAACCUAAUGGGAGCCUUGAUGAUGUGUUGCAUCAGAUGAAUCCUGCUCCAGCUCUAACAUGGGAAGUUCGUCACAAUAUAGCCAUUGGUAUUGCACAUGGAUUGACAUAUCUUCAUUAUGAUUGCGAUCCUCCUAUAAUACACCGAGACAUUAAACCGCAGAAUAUACUUCUAGAUUCGGAGAUGGAACCUCAUAUUACUGAUUUUGGUCUUGCAAAGCUGCUGGACCAAACUUCUGCACCAACGGCUUCUUCUUCUUUUGCAGGAACAAUUGGCUACAUUGCACCAGAGAAUGCAUUCUCAGCAGCAAAGAGCAAAGCUUCCGAUGUUUACAGUUUCGGAGUGCUUUUACUCGAGCUGAUAACAAGAAAGAAGCCAUCAGAUCUAUCAUUUAUGGAGGUGGGGAAUAUCAUGGUUUGGGUUCGUUCGGGUUGGAAUGAGACAGAAGAAAUAGACAAUAUUGUUGAUCCAAUGCUUGUGGAAGAACUUGUAGAUUCUGAUCGAAGGGAGCAGAUUAAGAAGGUGGUUUUGGUGGCUUUGAGAUGCACAGAAAAGGAUCCUAACAAGAGACCUAUGAUGAGAGAUGUUGUGAACCACUUGAUUGAUUCGAAGACAAGUCAUUAAAUCAAAUACUUACCUUGUUUUUCUUUCCUUCUCUCCAUAGCUGUUUUCAUUAAUGCUCAAAUUUGAUUAUGUAAUGAGCAUUUCUUUCACGUAUAUUUAAUCUCCUAGUUUUUGGCAUAUACAUACUUCAAGGCUUAUUUUACAAUGAUUGAAUCCAUAUGACUCUAAGUUCCCUAGCAAAAAGUAUUCCCCAAUACAUAUAUAACAUUCAUCUCC